Molecule: messenger RNA, 1227 nt
Organism: Aspergillus luchuensis
Lineage: Eukaryota; Fungi; Ascomycota; Eurotiomycetes; Eurotiales; Aspergillaceae
Product: serine/threonine-protein kinase
Exons: 5
Coding region: 1-1227 (408 amino acids)
Biological process (GO): protein phosphorylation; cellular response to oxidative stress
Molecular function (GO): calcium/calmodulin-dependent protein kinase activity; ATP binding
Source: RefSeq, a predicted model, not a curated record
AUGAGUUUCCAUAAUAUGCUCAACAAGCUGUCGGGACAGCCCGAAAGCUACGAGAAAAAGUCCCACUACAAGUUCGGACGCACACUCGGCGCUGGUACGUACGGUAUCGUUCGUGAGGCCGACAGCAGCAAGGGAAAGGUCGCCAUCAAGAUCAUCCUGAAGAAGAAUGUCCGGGGCAACGAACGCAUGGUCUACGAUGAACUAGAGAUGCUUCAGGCUCUCGACCAUCCCAACAUUGUCCAUUUCGUCGAUUGGUUCGAAUCGAAGGAUAAAUUCUACAUUGUCACACAGCUGGCCACUGGUGGUGAGCUGUUCGACCGGAUUUGCGAGUACGGCAAGUUCACCGAAAAGGAUGCCUCUCAGACCAUUCGCCAGGUGCUGGGCGCCGUUCACUACCUGCACGAACGCAAUAUCGUUCACCGAGACCUGAAACCCGAAAACCUUCUCUACCUUGGUCCCGACCCCCAUUCCCCUCUGGUCCUCGCAGAUUUCGGUAUUGCCAAGAUGCUGGAUAGCCCGAGCGAGGUCCUGACCAGCAUGGCGGGCUCCUUCGGCUACGCCGCCCCAGAGGUCAUGCUCAAGCAGGGUCACGGUAAGGCCGUCGAUAUGUGGUCCCUCGGUGUCAUCACCUACACCCUGCUUUGCGGUUACUCCCCCUUCCGCUCCGAGAACCUGUCCGACUUGAUUGAAGAGUGCCGGAGCGGAAAGAUCAUCUUCCACGAGCGCUACUGGCGCGAUGUUUCCCAGGACGCCAAGGACUUCAUCCUCACCCUGUUGCAGCCCGAUCCUUCCAAGCGUGUCACAUCCGAUGAGGCCUUGAAGCACACCUGGUUGACCGGUGAAUCGGCCAGCGACCGCGACUUGCUGCCCGAGAUCCGUGCCUACAUUGCCCGCUCUCGUCUUCGCCGAGGCAUCGAAAUCAUCAAGCUGGCGAACCGCAUUGAGGCCCUCAAGAUGCAGGAAGACGAUGAGGACAUCCCCAGCCCGGUGGAAAUGGCAGAGAAGGCAUCUGGCACGACGCCCUUCCCUCAACUCUCGCCCAAUGGCAAGUCCGAUUCCGCGCCAGCGGAGGGCGAGGCGACCGGCACGAAGAAGCGCAGUCUGAGCAAGAUCGCCCGCGGCGCCAUCUUCCGUGAAGUUGUGCUCGCGAAGGUCCGUGAGGUGAAGGAGAACGAAGAGCGCGAGAAGGUUGAGCGCGAAGCUCGUGAGCGGACCACCCAUGCAUGA